UCCGAAGUUCUUCAUUUCUAAUUAUGAAAUUUAGUAUUUAAGCUCAUCAAAUCCAACCACUAGUUUAUAUACUAAUUGAUAUUAGUGUUAAUAUAUUACACUAAUAAGAAAUAAUUGGUAGCUUCUUAGGUAGCAUAACAAUUGAAACUUGAAAGUAACAGUCUAACAACAGAUCGUUAAGGAGACCAAACCAACAGAACAGAGUAACAGAGAGUUAGCAGUGCAACAAAGAGGAAGAAAAGUUGAAACAUUUUCAGACAGUGGCAUGUGGGAAUCUAUUCUGUUAACGGUGGCUGCCACCGCUGGCAACAACAUCGGAAAGAUCCUUCAGAAGAAGGGCACUAUCAUUCUUCCACCUCUCUCUUUCAAACUCAAGGUCAUAAGGUCUUAUGCUUUAAACAAAACCUGGGUGGUAGGUUUUCUAAUAGAUAUAUUUGGGGCAUUAUUGAUGCUAAGGGCAUUGUCUCUGGCUCCAGUCUCUGUCAUCCAACCAGUUUCUGGCUGUGGACUAGCAAUUCUUUCAAUCUUUUCUCAUUUUUAUCUCAAGGAAGUCAUGAAUGCUGUUGAUUGGGUUGGCAUUACAUUAGCAGGUUUUGGCACAAUAGGAGUUGGUGCUGGAGGUGAGGAGCAAGAGGUGGUUGCUCUAUCUAUUUUUCACAUACCAGGGCUGGCAUUUAUUGUUUUCAUCUUGUUUAUACUUCUUAGUGGAUGGCUUCGAAUAUGCAAGCGCCAACGAAGAGAACAAGAGAUGAUGGAAUAUGACGUCGUUGAGGAAGUCAUCUAUGGCUUUGAAUCUGUUUUGUUUACACCUAAAUGCAGGAUGUCAUCUGUAAUAUCAAAGAUGGGAUUUCUAUUCCUAGAGCAAGGCUUUCCCAAGCUGUUGGUUCCUAUGUGCAUCAUGAUCAGCGUGUGUUGUAGUGGCACAGGCAUUUACUACCAGACACGUGGUCUAAAGCAUGGGAGGGCUAUUGUAGUUUCCACAUGUGCAGCUGUGGCCUCAAUUUUGACUGGUGUUCUUGCUGGGAUGCUUGCUUUGGGUGAACGACUUCCUUCGGAGCCAAAAGCUCGCUUGGCACUUCUUCUUGGAUGGCUACUUAUUAUUGUUGGUGUGAUUUUACUUGUUGGUUCUACACGGUUAGUAAGAUUCCUUUCUUGUUCUUCACGACAAAAAAGAAGCAAUGUGGAGAAGAAUUUUGGCCUUAGAGGAGCCUCUUCUUCCCGUGUGAGAGAACCAAGUCCAAGUGCUGUCAUUCAAGCAGCAACAUUAAAUCAUUUACUAUCAUCAUCUUCCAAAGAAAAAGCUUGAGUUGACAUGAGCUGGAUAAUGUUCCUUCAUCCCCAGGAUUUCUAAGCAUUAAGUUGCUUUCUAAUCCGUCUGCCAAGGCCAAUUCUGUAUAUUAUAGUGGCGCUUCUUCAGAGGGCAUGACAUUUUGGUGAUCAUUCAUUGCUUCUGGCUCACACAUUUUGGAUGAAAUGUUUGUUAACUUCAGAUGCCACCUUGUAAAAACUAUUCAUGAACUUACACUAUUUUUGCUUUCAAGGAUUGUAUAUGACAGUGAUGAUAGCAUACCAACAUACAAAAUUUGUUUUACUUGCACUUAAACAAAUUGGUAAACAGUUUAUUCGUAUGCAGUUGGGAUCUUUGCCUAUA
This is a messenger RNA of Glycine soja, 1651 nucleotides long. RefSeq names its product probable magnesium transporter NIPA9. Gene Ontology annotation, molecular function: magnesium ion transmembrane transporter activity. Bases 266 to 1306 code for a protein of 346 amino acids. Gene Ontology annotation, biological process: magnesium ion transport. The record is from RefSeq and is a predicted model, not a curated record. Gene Ontology annotation, cellular component: membrane. Lineage: Eukaryota; Viridiplantae; Streptophyta; Magnoliopsida; Fabales; Fabaceae. The transcript is spliced from 9 exons.